Messenger RNA from Cuscuta epithymum, 6164 nucleotides. The record is from the annotation of a GenBank genome assembly. Lineage: Eukaryota; Viridiplantae; Streptophyta; Magnoliopsida; Solanales; Convolvulaceae.
GGCGAGAUGAUUGCCUUUGCCCUCCCAACUACCAGGCGUUACUGCACUCUGUUAAAUCCUCUCUUUCUCUCCAUAAUAAAUAAAUUCAGAGCUAAGAGCCGUCGUUGUACGUAAUGGAGCGAGCCAAAUCAAUGGCGGAAGAGGAGAAAACAGAGCCAUUGUUGAAGCAGAGCCAGCGAAAAGAUGAUGAUGAGAGCUGCCCCGGUUGCCGGGUCGAGCUUCUCAAACGCGCUGACGCCGGCGUUCCGGUCAAGCACGUCUUCUUCAUCUCCAUCGUCACCCUCUGCGCCGGUCCGUUAAUCACGUCUACCCCUAUACCUGACUUCUCUCUUUUUUUGUUGUCACUUCAACAAAAUGCACGUGAUAUUUUGGGUAUAUAAGUCAAAUAAGCAGGACAUUGACUCUCUUUGUUAAUUUUGUUUUUGGGCUUAUAAAGGAGUGUUUGGGUUUGCUUAAAAAAAGCACUUUUCAGCUUUUGACUUAAAAAAAGUUGAAAAGAAUGUUUUCAAGUGACAGCUUCUGCUUAAAUUAAUCACUUAAAAGCUAAAAGCUGGAAGCAGGUAGAAGGGUGUUUUAAACUGCUUCUCACUUUUUCUAUUACACAAAAAGUACUUAUUUUACCAAACACUACCAACUUUUACUUUUCCAGAAUCACUUUUUCUCAAACACUACCAACUUUUACUAUUAAUCACUUUUCUCAAAAUCACUUUAAAAAAUCACUUUUUUAAAGUUGAAGCAAUUGCAAACACUCCCUAAGUCUUUUAUCACCUUUACGUUAAACACGGAAUUUUUAAUUUUGUACGCUGAAUUGUGUAAUAAUAAAAAUAAAUAAGGUCGAAGUUAUUUUUCUGAAAUGCAUUGACCAAAGUUAUUGUAAAUGAUAAUUUUAAUUAUUUUUUCAUAUACUACAUGUAUUUUUCUUUAUUUUAUUAAUGAAACAUAUUUUGAUUACAAUUUUUUUAAUAAAGCAGCCGAGUAAGUCUAGCCAAUAAUUCACAAAUUUUGUUGGAAUCAACUAAUUUAGUCAACUUUGUACUUGUAUCCUAAAACUAAAAUCAUACUCUGUACUAGGUAAAAAUUGCUUUUUUGUACAGGGUGACUUCUAUAUGCCCGUGUUACUAGACAAACCCUACCAUGAAAAACGUACAGACGUGUACACAAAGAAUGUAUGUGAAACAAAAUUGAAUAAUAAAUUACUAGAACAGACUUACAGACAUGUUCUUUGGGUAAUUCUUUUUAGUACUUUUGUGCUUCAGUAAUUUUAUGAUUGUUAUCUAAUUUUGAGUAUUUUGAUAUUGUUCGAGAGUUAUAACUAUAUCACCAGUCCUAACAAUUUUUAAAAAUGCUAUGAUAAGUACAUAUUUGUCCACACGCUCCUUACAUUUUGUUUGUAGAGGUUUCCCUAAAAUGUUAUGUAGUACUGCUUAAAAAUCUGUGGGAAAAAAUGUGGCUAUAUGUUAUGUAAGUUUGUAUACAUUAUGAUCUAACAUCUUAAUAUAAUUAUAGUCACUAAAGUUACUAGAGUCAUAUUUGUGUUCACUACUUUUAUACGAAGUACGUAGUAAUAUUUAUAUAUUUAGAAUUACUCUUCUUAUCUGUAAUAUUACUCUUCUUAUCUGUAAAGUAUUAUGGAGACAAUUUGUGUGUUAUUAUAUACUCCGUACGUAGUACAAGGAUGUUUUUACUUGGACUGUAAUUUGUUGGUCUGAUCUGGUCUGAUUUGGUCUGAUCUGGUUUCUUUGUAUUUUUAUAACUACCCAAGUCUGGUCCGGUCUGAUCUGAUUUAUUCUGGUCUGAGACAAAUUACCGUCCAAAUAAAAAUAUCCUAAUUAUAUACCGAAUCAUGGUUUAACAAUUCGAAUAAGCCAAACAUCUAGUACUAUUUGGAAGGGUUGGUUAUGGUGAUUGGUGGCCCUUUGAGUUGAAAGUGAAAAAUAACUAAAUGAUAAUUUCAACUUAUUAGAAAAAGUAAUAAAGGCGUAAUAAUGAGAAAGAGUAAUAAAAGUAUUUCAAUAGGAGCUAAUGUACGUCGUAUAAUAUGGAGUAGGAGUUGCCAAAUAAGCCCCCUCUAUUAAUACGAAAAAUUCAAUUAAGUCCCCGAACUAAAAAAAAUCAAUUAAACCCACAAACUAUAAAAAAUGAGGCAAAAAAAACCUUUUAGCAUGUAAUUAACCGGUUCCAUUAGUCCACGUGUCGCACACGUGUUGCCAUUUGUGGCUACCUGUCGGCUGUCGACACGUGUAAAGGUUUACCGGGAACCGGUUAAUUACAUGCUAAAAGGACUGUUUUGCCUCGUUUUUUAUAGUUCGUGAGUUUAAUUGAGUGUUUUUUAGUUCGGAGGCUUAGUUGACUUUUUUCGUAUUAACAGGGAGCCUAUUUUAAGCUUUUCCCAAAUUUUCCUAAAUAGAUACGGAGUACGAGUAUUAUUUAAGAAAUACGGAGUAAAAGAAGAAAUAAAAGAAGAAGGCUGGAGGACGUAUGCGGAAGUGCGGAACCGAAGGGGAAGAAGAAGCGCCAGCACGCAGUCACUAAGCCAGGCUCUAACACGUCUCACGCCCGGUCACCUGCACUCCGCCACCUCCUUCGGCGAUUCCACCGAUCGGCCCUUCUCAAUUUUCACCUUCCGUUGUUCCGCCGCGCAGGAGAUCUCUUGGAGGUGACAGAAUCCAUAUCAAGGAACUUGCUCGCGAAGGACAUUUUUGUGCUUCUGCCCAGAUUAUAUUUGGCUGCUGCGUUCUGAAUACUGUGUGAUUUUGAUUGGGUCGAGAGGACUGAUUAGCCAUGGGAGAAAGAAAGGUUUUGAACAAGUACUACCCGCCGGAUUUCGAUCCGGCGAAGAUUCCACGCCGUAGGCAGCCGAAGAAUCAGCAGAUGAAGGCCCGGAUGAUGCUCCCAAUGAGCGUUAGGUGUAGUACUUGUGGGAAUUACAUCUACAAGGGCACCAAAUUCAACUCACCCAAAGAAGACGCCCUGGGUGAGACCUAUUUGGGUAUUCAAAUAUUCAGGUUCUACUUCAAGUGCACUAAGUGCUCUGCAGAGAUUGCAUACAAGACAGAUCCAAAAAAUUCCGAUUAUGUUGUUGAGUCAGGUGCAACCAGGAACUCUGAGCCUUGGCUAGACCAAGACGAGGUUUUGGAUAAAGAGAGACAGAAAAGGGAGGCCGAAGAAAUGGGCGAUGCUAUGAAAUCUUUGGAAAAUAGGACCCUGGAUUCAAAAAGAGAAAUGGAUAUUCUCGCAGCUUUGGAUGAAAUGAAAUCCAUGAAGUCCAGGCAUGCAACUGUGAGUGUGGAUACUAUGCUUGAGGCUCUAAGAGACUCUACCGAGGAAAAGGAAAGAAAAACGGAGGAAGAAGAGGAAGCUCUUAUUAAAUACUUAUUCAAAGGAGAGAGAGAGAGAAGUUCAUAAGACGAAUCCAUGAUGAAGAUAUUGAAGAUGAGGAUGAAGAUGAUGAGGAUAUAGAUGCAGUUGAACAUAAAAGUGGAGAAUCAUCAAUCAAUUUUCUUAAGAGAGAGCAGCCUGAAGAAAUAAGCAGUAAUCUCACAAAUGUCUUUGCAAAAUCAUCAACAGUUAAAGUACCUGUUGUGAAGAAGCAGCAGCCUAGUGAACCAACAAGCCUGAAAAGCAAUGUAUUAGUAUCAUUGUGUAAAGAAUAUGAAAGUGAUGAGGAUGAAUAGUUGGUCCUCUGCAUUUCUUUCUCAAAACAGAACCAGGAAUACCGGGUUAUGAAUAGACAUAAAUUCGGUUCAUCCCUACACUGCUAUGUACUUUUGCCAUAAAUUAUUUUUCUUUGGCAAACAAGAAACAUAAUGUAAUCCCUUUGUUUAAAUUCUAAAUUGUGUACUCUAAAUGUGAAUUAGAAUUAUAAAUUUAACUAUGUCAAUUGUAUCAUUAAAAAAUUGCAAAAUAUUCCUAAAUAGAUAUUGGUCAUAUUCCUAAACAGACAUUAGGCUAUUAAUAAGUUCAAUCUUGCUUAAUUUGAUUAUUAUCUAAUUCAACGUGUGAAAUCAAAUAUUGUUAAAAAAUAAUGGUUACCAAAGGGUCUCUCUCAAAUUUCAAAACACAAAAUACAUCCUACCGGUCUAUAUGCACUACAACUAGAACUUGUGUAGACAGCAAUAAAAAUUGCAAUGCCAUUGUAAUCUUAGUGAACAAGAUGUGACUAUAUUACUGAAUAUAAUAAUUGGACUCAAAUGCCAUUUUAAAUCCUUGAUCAUACAUUUUUUCUCACUGCACCAUAAAUUAACACUAACUCUGAGUUCAACAGUGGAUGGAGUAAUGGUAUAAGGUUUUAUUUUUAUAAUUAGCACUUGUUGUUAGAGCCUAUUUUAUUGUAACUUCUAUAUGUCCAGUCUCACGUUAGUACAUACUUUUGGUUUUUUUUGCAGCUCUGCCAAUAUCAUCUCUCUUUCCUUUCCUAUAUUUCAUGGUUAGAGAUUUUAACAUUGCAGAAAGAGAGGAAGAUAUUAGUUAUUAUGCUGGAUAUGUCGGCUCAUCAUUCAUGCUGGGAAGAGCUUUGACAUCUGUUCUUUGGGGUAUCAUUGCGGAUCGAUAUGGCAGAAGGCCUGUCGUUAUGAUUGGCACACUUACAGUGGUUGUAUUCAAUACCCUUUUUGGCCUAAGUUUAAACUAUUGGAUGGCAAUUGUUACAAGAUUUCUUCUUGGAAGUUUGUGUGGAAUAAUUGGUACCAUGAGGGCAUAUGCUUCUGAGAUUUGCCGGAAAGAGUAUCAUGCUUUGGGCAUAUCUGCUGUGAGCACAUCUUGGGGUAUAGGUUUGGUGAUUGGUCCUGCUAUAGGAGGUUAUUUUGCACAGCCUGCAGAGAAGUAUCCAAACAUAUUUUCAGAAGAGUCAUUUUUUGGGAAAUUCCCUUACUUCCUGCCUUGCCUUAUGAUAUCAGUGAUUGCAUUGAUUGCGUCAGUCGUUUCCCUGUGGCUUCCGGAAACGAUGCACACUCAUACGAAAGGAAACAAACAGGGAGAUGUUUCCAAGUAUCCUAAACAAGAGGCUCCAAGUUCAAAGAAAAGCCUUAUGAAGAAUUGGCCCUUAAUAUCAUCUAUUCUUGUCUAUUGUGUUUUCCAACUUCAUGAUAUAGCUUAUUUGGAGAUCUUUUCUCUGUGGGCUGUUAGUCCAAGAAAGAUUGGGGGGUUGAGCUUUACAACUUCAGAUGUUGGUCAAGUCUUGGCUAUUACAGGCAUGGGACUUUUACUCUUUCAGCUUUUCAUUUAUCCGUUGGUGGAGAAGCCGCUUGGGCCUGUCAUGAUAUCACGUGUUGGAGCAGCUCUAAGCAUACCAUUGCUAUCAAGUUAUCCUUACGUAGCUAUGCUAUCGGGUUUGGGGCUCUCCCUAGUCCUUAAUUGUGUGUCAAUGCUUAAGAAUGUCCUCUCUGUAUCGAUCACUACGGGGCUAUUAAUACUUCAGAACCGGGCAGUGUGUCAGGAGCAGAGGGGAGCUGCCAAUGGGAUUUCAAUGUCUGCAAUGUCACUUUUUAAAACAAUUGGUCCUGCAGCUGGUGGUUCUCUGUUAUCAUGGUCACAAAGGCGACAAGAUGCCAAAUUUAUGCCAGGGGAUCAACUGGUUUUCUUCGUCCUAAAUGUGAUUGAGUUGCUGGGGCUGGUUAUGACCUUGCGGCCGUUUCUCCGUCUACCAGAAGAAACUUCCGAUUUAAAACACGAUGAGGUGGGCCAAGAUAAUGAUGCACAAGAAAUAAUUCCAUUGCCUGAACUACCGUAGUCCUCUGAGAAAUAAUAUGGACUUUUAUAUGACUCCAUUAUAAAGUCAUAUGAUAUACGGUAUACGUCAUCAGUGCAUCACCACAACCAUCCAUUUUCACUAUACGAUCAUCUAUUGUAAUCUCACUAUAAUAAAUAGCUUUUAUAAGGCCAUAGACGAAGAAUACUCUAUUGGAGUCAUAUUGGGCUUCCUAGAUUUUUGUAGUAAACUCACGCUAGAAGUUGCCAUGGACGCCUUAUCAAUUGGUGCAUGGCAUAUGCCAAGAGCUUUUAGGUUUCGUAUUCCUUCCUUUAUCAUCAAAUGCAUUGUGAUCAAUUGAUCAUCAUCAUCAUCAUCCAAUCUAGAGCCUCCCAAUAACUUUUAUUACUUCGACUGAAAAAAGAGGGAGAACACUUAUGAAGUUGAUUUCGACUUGAAUAAUAAUGGAAAGAAUGGC